GCGCGCUGAGGCGGCGGGAGCGGCGGCCGCGGCGCAGCGGGAGCGGAGCGGGGGAUGUGCUAUGGCCAUUACUCUGGCCAAAUCCGACACUAUCGACCUGACUGCUUUUGGAGAAGAGCUGGCCUUCUUUCACCUGCUGGGUCUUGGAAUCUCUGAAAAUGCACGGCUGGCUAAAGGAGGAAUUGAUACCUGUGAGGUGUGGUGCAGUCACCCCGUGGAGAAAUUAAAGGAGUAUUGCAACGUGGUCAAAAUCAAAAUGUUUUGGUCUCUGCUCUUCAGCAGGAAAAGCAUUACCUUUGCAGAUGAGUUUAGUUCGCUGUUCAUGGGUUGGAACGUGGAUGCCAUCUGGGAGUUCAACGUUUUGGAAGACCUUGUUGAUUUAAUUAAAAAAGUUGUCAACAUCCCGCACUUCAUCAGUGGCGUCCUGAGGAUCGGCAGCGGCAUAGAAAAUGGUUUCUUCCACCUGGAGGAGGCCGUGGACUGGAUCCGGUGCGUGGGCGACUCCGGCAUGCUGCACAACCUAGAGCAGCUCGCCGACUCCGGCCGCGUCAAAGUCGAGGUCAUUUUUGCUGAGU
Molecule: messenger RNA, 575 nt
Organism: Hirundo rustica (Barn swallow)
Lineage: Eukaryota; Metazoa; Chordata; Aves; Passeriformes; Hirundinidae
Product: E3 ubiquitin-protein ligase TTC3-like
Exons: 7
Source: RefSeq, a predicted model, not a curated record